CAACGGAGAGUUAGGAAACGAUCAGACACUCUUGACUCUAUACUGUCAAUGGACAUGCACGAACCUAGAGGAAUAAUGAACGAGGAUGGUCCACCCUCUCCACCGCAAACACCAGCUGCUACCCCGUCGGCGAUUACGUCGGCUUUUCAGGAUGCCGCAUCUACUUCGUCCUCCCAUCCGAGUAGUUCUUUCGGGGUGAAGCAAAAGCUGAAAAGAAACAGGAUCAUCUUGAGUUGCCAGCCAUGUCAUAGGCGAAAACAACAGUGUGACCGUGGCCAUCCCUGCCGUAGAUGCAUCGCCAGAGGUGCUCCAAAUGGAUGUGACUAUGAACAACCAAAAGAAGUGAUCCAUAGAAAGCACACUGAGACUCAGAGUAGCCUUCCUGAAGAUCUCACAAACCGAGUCGGUCAGCUCGAGGGCUUGAUUUCUACUACUCUCAGUAACCUAGAGCCUUCAGCUCUGGCCGGUCUAGAUACACUUUUGCAGAUUCUACAAAAUAGUGGCAGUGUGUCGUCGCAUACAACGACCCCUGUAGAUUUUGACCUGACAAGUGGCAGCGCGACAGACCACACAGUCCAAAUAGCAGCAGCAGCCCUUGAUCAACUUUUGCAACAAGGCCAGGCUGUUGCUCUAUCAAAUGAAACGGGUGCAUCCACGACUCCUUUCGGUCCAAUCAUCGAUAUGUUGCACCACAUACGUGGCAAUUCGUCAGCAUCUGGUGCCGCAUACCUCUCUGACUUGCACCAGCAUUUUCCCAAUCGCAAGAUUACCAACUUUCUCGUCAAAUAUUUCUUUGAAGAAUCCUCGGUUC
Messenger RNA from Heterobasidion irregulare TC 32-1, 811 nucleotides. RefSeq lists its product as uncharacterized. The annotation marks the transcript as partial. Gene Ontology annotation, biological process: regulation of DNA-templated transcription. The record is from RefSeq and is a predicted model, not a curated record. Gene Ontology annotation, molecular function: zinc ion binding; DNA-binding transcription factor activity, RNA polymerase II-specific. The transcript has 7 exons. NCBI's taxonomy places the organism in Eukaryota, Fungi, Basidiomycota, Agaricomycetes, Russulales, Bondarzewiaceae.